GUUUCCAAAAUCUCGUGAAAGAGGUUAGUUUUGGUUAAUCAUAGCCAUUUGCUAAACGUUUUACCUAUUUUUGUUUCUUCUUCACCCCAAACACCCCAAACCAAGAAUCAAAAUCAACCAACGGAAAGGAUAAGAAAAUGAUAACCAUAACAAUUAAGAUACCCAAACAACAUUGGGUUUCUUUUUUGUUCUUCGAAUUUUGAAAAUUUUGUUGACGCCAGUCGAGAAAAAUAACGUAAAACAAGAGAAAUGGGAGCUUAUAGGGCCGAUGACGAUUAUGAUUACUUGUUUAAGGUCGUCUUGAUCGGUGAUUCCGGCGUUGGGAAAUCCAACCUUUUGUCUAGAUUCACGAAGAACGAGUUCAGCGCCGAAUCGAAGUCCACUAUCGGCGUUGAGUUUGCAACUCGUAGCAUUCAUGUGGAUGAUAAGGUCGUUAAAGCUCAGAUUUGGGACACUGCUGGGCAAGAAAGAUAUCGUGCAAUUACCAGUGCAUAUUAUCGAGGUGCGGUCGGAGCUCUACUAGUUUACGAUGUUACUCGUCGCGUUACAUUCGAGAAUGUACAAAGGUGGCUCAAGGAACUCCGGGACCACACCGAUCCCAACAUCGUAAUUAUGUUGGUCGGGAACAAGGCCGACCUACGUCAUUUGCGUGCUGUUGAUGUCGAUGAUGCCAAAGCUUUUGCAGAAAGAGAGAACACCUUCUUCAUGGAAACAUCUGCACUCGAGGCUCUGAAUGUCGAGAACGCUUUCACCGAAGUGUUGGCUCAAAUCUAUCGUGUUGUGAGCAGGAAAGCUCUUGAUAUUGGAGAUGAUCCAGCAGCUUUACCUAAAGGUCGAACGAUCAAUGUCGGAUCUAAAGACGAUGUAUCGGCAGUGAAAGGAGCCGGAUGUUGCUCGUCUUGAUUACAGAGAUGGGUCAUCUUUUGAAAUUCUUUGAUGCCCUUGAAAGCACACACAAAUGAACAUCAACAUGUAUUUAGCCGAUUGAAAUUGUGGUUUGGAUUAGGCUAAAACACACAUUCUUUUAUGAUUUUCAGUUUGAAAACACUAAUACUUAUU
Hibiscus syriacus is the source of this 1059-nucleotide messenger RNA. RefSeq names its product ras-related protein RABA1f-like. The transcript is spliced from 2 exons. NCBI's taxonomy places the organism in Eukaryota, Viridiplantae, Streptophyta, Magnoliopsida, Malvales, Malvaceae. The coding region runs from base 250 to 903 and encodes 217 amino acids. Gene Ontology annotation, cellular component: endosome. Gene Ontology annotation, molecular function: GTP binding; GTPase activity. The record is from RefSeq and is a predicted model, not a curated record.